This is a messenger RNA of Capsella rubella, 732 nucleotides long. RefSeq lists its product as uncharacterized. The coding region runs from base 1 to 732 and encodes 243 amino acids. Lineage: Eukaryota; Viridiplantae; Streptophyta; Magnoliopsida; Brassicales; Brassicaceae. The transcript is spliced from 6 exons. The record is from RefSeq and is a predicted model, not a curated record.
AUGGCAGGACAACAUUCGUUCGCUGAUAUCUCCACGAAUUCGACUAACUGGAGUGUUUUUGUUAAGUUUUUGGCUGUCUGGAAGCCGAAGAAUGAUUCUGAAGGGAAGAGGAAGAGUAUGAUAUUAGUAGAUCAACAGGGUUGUCGGAUUGAUGCAACAAUUCCAUAUAUUCGAUAUGCAUCACCGUUCCAUAAUCUGAUUGUUGAGGGAAAGUGGUAUCUACUUUCCAACUUUCAAGUUAUGGAGAAUAAUCUACAAGUUAAAAAUUCUCGCCAUCACUUGACAAUAAGGACAAUCUAUCAAACAACAAUGCGAGAAGUGGAAGAGAAGUCUCGGAAGUCUUACUUCAACUUUAUUACAUGCACUCAACGUAAGAAUUCCGAAGUGGACGAUAGAAGAUAUUGUUAUGAUGCUAGCGGUAUUGUCUCUAAUGUAUCACAGCUUCGUGAAGUAACAUUUAUAGAUAAACAGAAUGGCUACUCUAAUACCGAAAGCGUAGUGACCUUCACCCUUACAGAUGAAACUAAAAAAGAAAUAACCUGUGUUGCGGUGGGAAAAUCCGCCAUAGAAUUUGAAAACAACUGGGAGCAAGUUGUUUAUGAGUAUGAUGAUGAUGCCGAAAGUCCUAUUAUAAUUUUCCUUAAUCACGAGUUCAUGGAGAUGAACAUGGAGACACUGCUGGGUGAAGAACCAGAGUUUAAUCCUCAAGAUGUCAGCUCAGAUGAGCAUUAA